Molecule: messenger RNA, 802 nt
Organism: Frieseomelitta varia
Lineage: Eukaryota; Metazoa; Arthropoda; Insecta; Hymenoptera; Apidae
Product: PRKR-interacting protein 1 homolog
Exons: 3
Coding region: 131-736 (201 amino acids)
Biological process (GO): negative regulation of protein kinase activity
Cellular component (GO): nucleolus
Molecular function (GO): protein kinase binding; protein kinase inhibitor activity; double-stranded RNA binding
Source: RefSeq, a predicted model, not a curated record
CGAUUUUGUACUGUGCGUAUUUCACUUUUGUUAUUAUGUUCGUAACCUCUCACUGUCGUAAUUUGACAAGAAAUCGCUAAUAUAAAGUUAAUUUGAAUCAAAGCUUUGUUUUGUACGAUAAUAUAUCAUUAUGCCAGACAAUAAAGAAGAAGAAAAACCUGUUGUAGCAAAGACAGCAACUGAUUUGCAGCGAUUGAAACUUCAAAAAUUAAUGAAAAAUCCGGAAAAGCCUAUUAUAUUACCAGAACGACCUAAAGCUAAGAAUACACCUACAGUACCAGAAUUUGUUCGUAAUGUAAUGGGUAGUAGUGCUGGUGCUGGCAGUGGAGAAUUUCAUGUAUAUAGACAUUUGAGGCGUAAAGAAUAUGCAAGACAGAAAUUUAUUCAAGAAAAAGGCCACAAGGAACUUUUAGAUGAAGAAUAUCAUAGAAGAAUUGAGGAAAAUAAAAGGAUAGCUGAAGAAAUAACUGCAAAGAAAAGAGCAAAGAGAUUAAAGAAGAAACAGAAAUGGAAACAAAAGAAGAAGAUGAAGACUGCAAAUAUAGGAGAGCAUAGCAAAAAUGAGAACAGUAAUUCUGAUGAUGAAGAUUCAGAUGAACAAGAAAUAAGUGAUAAAAAUGAUAAUGAAAUCCAAAUAAGUGAUAAAGAUGAUAAUGUGUUGAAUAAUGAAGUUAAAGAUACAUCAAGUUCAAAAGAUAUAGACGAGAAUCAGUCAAAUUCUCCUGUAAAUACAUAAGUAAGGAUGAAAUUUACAGAAAAUAUGUAAAUAUAAAUAAUUUAAUUUCUUAAUAAAAAUAAAUAA